Phragmites australis (common reed) is the source of this 743-nucleotide messenger RNA. RefSeq names its product protein indeterminate-domain 16-like. Gene Ontology annotation, cellular component: nucleus. Gene Ontology annotation, biological process: gravitropism. The record is from RefSeq and is a predicted model, not a curated record. The transcript has a single exon. Bases 63 to 608 code for a protein of 181 amino acids. NCBI's taxonomy places the organism in Eukaryota, Viridiplantae, Streptophyta, Magnoliopsida, Poales, Poaceae.
CCUACCUAACAAGAAAGCAAGCAAGAAGUACCUCGUGCUUGCUUCUCUUCUUGGAUUCUUCCAUGGAUGAACAAGGCGAUAGAGAGCUCCAGCUCCAGUUCCAGCUGCUGCUCCCAGCGCCCACGGCUCGGGUCCUCCGAGACGCGCCGGCCGCGCUGGUCAGUGCCACGGACCACACGCAGCUGGACCUCGACCUGUCCAUGAGCAUCGGGCCUAGGCACCCGCCGGCGCCGCCGCCUUCGCCACCAGCAAACGAGAACAGGAGAGCGUCGGCGACGGCUGCCGGCGCGAGGCAGCUGCAGCAGCAUCAUCAGCAGUUGGCAGCGGGCGAUGUGCGCGCGGUGAAGCAGCAGGCGGCGGAGCAGGCCCGGAUGGCGUCGGCCGAGCGUGCUUACGCGGAGCGCGUCCGGGAGCUGGCGCGGCGGGAGCUGGAGCUCGCCGAGAGGGAGUUCGCGCGCGCCAGGGCGAUCUGGGAGAGUGCCCGGGAGGAGGUGAAGCGGGUGGAGCGCAUGAAGCAGAUCGCGGCGAGGCGGCUCGUCGGCUCGGCGUCGUCCGCGGCGGCGCUGGAGAUCACCUGCCACGCUUGCAUGCAGCGCUUCCACCCCUAAUACCAGCGCAUCGCUGCCGUGUACCAUUGCUGAUUUGCUGUAACUCUCUUUUUUCUUCGUAGCUUUCAGAUCUUGUGAAUGCUUUGAGAUGAUCAUCAUCUGGCAGAUGCAUGCAUCAUGGAAAUACUUCUUUCU